AUGUCUGGGAACUACGAUUACCCUCCUGCCUCCCGCCGUGCCCCUCGUGCAAGUCGUACUUCCGACAGAUCUCAACCACCUACUGAAAAUCGCUUACAACAUCUGAGGGAUUUAUUGAGCUCUGAGCGCCAUCGGGAUAGUUCAGCGACUACCCGCGCUUUGGAAAUACUCAACCAGGAGAUAGAGGAAUAUCGUUCCAGUCGGGCCCGGAACUGGACCAGCUUUGAGCAAGCUAGAGAAGCUGUAGAUCGUCAGAUCCAACUUUUGCAGGCAGCGACACCUCACAGGGAGGAGCAGACGCGCGGUGCUGAUCACAUAGGCUACCCGCGACUAGGGACGCAGAGGACUUCAACUACCGAUGUCGCGGGGUUGAAUCCUAGCACAGCUCCUUCGAAUUCCAUACGAUCAGCUAGUGACAGCAGACCUUCUAGACGCCGGCCCAUGCGGCAUCGACACCAAGAAGGACGAAACAGAGCUCCCGAGGCACAAUCCCUUCUUGACGAGCUCGUACCACUCGAUGAAACACUUUCUGCGAUGCCGCUAGAACCAGGCACCGAUGUGCAGGGGGACAGUCGAAGGGUCAAACGCAGAAAGCUCGAGUCAGACGACAAAAGAGAAGGGCCCCAAGCUUUUCGCUACGGCCACUAUGGCCAAGUAGUUCCUGGCGCCCUGAAGAUGGAAAUCAAAAUGUGCGACGGUGGGACAUACGAUGAUUCUGACGGCGAGAAUUCGUGGCCAGAGAACAUCUUGCGCAAUGAUUCAGCUGUCUACUGCACAAAGUCAGAUCGAUGCAAUCUGAUUCUGAAGCAUCGGGGAGACGCCCCCUUCUGCUUGAGCAAGAUUGACAUCAAGGCCCCCAAAUCUGGUUACAAUGCUCCAGUCCAGGAAGGAAUGGUGUUCGUGUCUAUGGCGUAUGAUGAUGUCUUGGCUCGUACCGCCGCGUUCAAGAUUCUUAGACCGGCCCCUCGUCGUUCUAAUCGGAGCAGGCGUACUGGUUUGCAGCCUUCUGAGGAAUAUCUGAACGCGUUCCGGACACCCCUCCAGACUUUGGAAAGAGCGGUAUUUGGUAACACAGAUUCUCCUUCGGAUUCUGAUAGCGACAUCAGCACCAUCGCAGGACCCGAUGCCCCCGAUCCCAUGGCUGAGUUUCAGGUAACGACUGAAUAUGAUGGUACCUCUGAUAAUGAUGAUGGCUGUGACAUGGACGACGAGGAUGAGGCGGAUGAUGUUGACGGCUCCGAAAGCGAUGAAAGUGAGACUGAAAGACGGGUUGUUUCCGACGAAGCUACCUUUUACCGGAGACGUGAUGAAAUGCUGCAGCGUAUAGAGGCUGUGGAAUGGUCGUACGAGAUGGAACAGCGCGGGCUUGAAAGGCGCCGUCGGAUCCCCAAUCGUGUCGAACCUGCUACAUCAUCUGCGGCCCCAGAGUCUCGACCUGCAGGCUCAUCAUCUCCGCCUGUGUUAAAGCCGCAUGCUCGUUUCUUCAUAGAGCGAGCAAAGAGCAUGGUCAGCAUCAAGUUUGAUCCACCAGCCUCAGGCAGAUACAUCUUGAUCAAGCUCUGGAACCCCCGCAACGAUGGCAAUAUCGAUAUUCGGAGUAUCAUCACGUACGGCUUUGCUGGUCCUCGAUUCUUCCCCGCUGGAGAAUUUAGGUAG
This is a messenger RNA of Aspergillus pseudoviridinutans, 1656 nucleotides long. RefSeq lists its product as uncharacterized. The transcript is spliced from 4 exons. The record is from RefSeq and is a predicted model, not a curated record. NCBI's taxonomy places the organism in Eukaryota, Fungi, Ascomycota, Eurotiomycetes, Eurotiales, Aspergillaceae. The coding region runs from base 1 to 1656 and encodes 551 amino acids.